Gossypium raimondii (Peruvian cotton) is the source of this 2057-nucleotide messenger RNA. RefSeq lists its product as uncharacterized. Gene Ontology annotation, molecular function: protein binding. The coding region runs from base 189 to 1916 and encodes 575 amino acids. NCBI's taxonomy places the organism in Eukaryota, Viridiplantae, Streptophyta, Magnoliopsida, Malvales, Malvaceae. The record is from RefSeq and is a predicted model, not a curated record. The transcript is spliced from 3 exons.
CCCCCUUCCCUUAUUUACUACUCUUCCCAAUCCUUCCUUUUCUCUCAUUUUCUCAUCCUUAUUUAUUAGUGAAAAGAAAAAAAAUGUGCAGCAUUCUUUGAGAGCAAGCCAAAAAAAAAAAAAACAGGUUCAUGGUUGAUUGAGUUUUGGUUCUUCUUCAACAAAACAAAAAACACAAUCCAACCCCAAUGGCUGUUUCUCCUUGUUUGAGUGUUAAUGAUCAAAAGAAACACUGGUGGCUUAGCAAUCGAAAGGUUGUGGAUAAGUACAUUAAAGAUGCGAGGAGUCUGAUUGCAACCCAUGAACAAAGCGAGAUUGUUUCGGCUUUGAAUCUACUCGAUGCAGCGUUGGCUAUUUCGCCUCGUUUUGAGGUUGCCCUUGAGCUCAAAGCUAGAUCUUUGCUGUACUUGAGACGAUUUAAGGACGUCGCCGAUUUGCUCCAAGACUAUAUACCUAGUCUUAAAAUGUCCGGGGACGAUUCCGGGUCGGUUUCGUCCGAUAACUCGUCUCAACAUCUCUCGAGGGAGCGAAUUAAGCUUCUCCCUUCUAAUAACUCGUCCUCUGACUCACCUGGUCGUGACCCGUCUUUCAAGUGUUUCUCUAUCUCGGAAUUGAAGAAGAAAGUCAUGGCUGGGUUGUGGAAGAAUUGUGAAAAAGAAGGCCAAUGGAGGUACUUGGUACUAGGCCAAGCAUGUUGCCACCUAGGCCUAAUGGAGGAUGCAAUGGUUCUACUUCAAACCGGCAAACGCCUCGCUUCGGCCGCAUUCCGUCGCGAAAGCGUUUGCAGGUCCGACGACAGCUUCUCCUUUCCCAACAGUAUUACCACAUUGGACAUAUCCGGUACCACAGCGCCACCUUCCAUGCCACCGCGGAAUCCGACCUUUUUCUCCGAAUCCGAAAACAUUUCCCAGCUGUUAUCCCAUAUCAAACUCCUCAUUCGCCGUCGUACCGCUGCCAUUGCUGCCUUAGAUGCUGGCUUAUUCUCCGAAGCCAUUCGCCAUUUCUCUAAAAUCGUCGACGGUCGACGCCCUGCACCUCAAAGCUUCCUUGCAGAGUGUUAUAUGCAACGAGCCUUCGCUUAUAAGGCUGCGGGACGCAUAGCCGAGUCGAUCUCGGAUUGCAACAAAACACUUGCUCUUGAUCCAAGUUGCAUUCAAGCUCUUGAUACCAGAGCCUCAUUGUUGGAAACAAUACGUUGUUUACCGGACUGUUUGCAUGACCUCGAACACUUGAAACUGCUUUACAAUACCAUAUUACGAGAUAGGAAGCUACCAGGCCCUGCCUGGAAGCGUCACUAUGUUCGGUACCGGGAAAUCCCGGGAAAGCUAUGUGCAUUAACGACUAAAAUCCAACAAUUGAAGCAAAGGGUUGCUUCAGGGGAGACUGGAAAUGUCGAUUACUAUGCAUUGAUCGGUUUAAGGCGAGGAUGUUCAAGGUCCGAACUAGACCGAGGUCAUUUGCUGCUAUGUUUAAGGCACAAACCGGAUAAAGCUACAAACUUUAUCGAACGAUGCGAGUUCGCCGACGAGCGUGAUCUCGACUCGAUUAAGGACCGAGCCAAAAUGUCGGCUUUACUUCUUUACAGACUGCUUCAAAAAGGGUAUUCCAGUGUAAUGUCUACCAUUAUGGACGAAGAAGCGGCCGAGAAGCAACGGAAGAAAGCAACGGCCGCGUUACAAGCAGCACAGGCAGCAGCAAUUCAAGUUCAGCAAACCCAACAUUCUAAUCCUAAACCCGAACACGAAACCAGCCCUGUUUCGAGCUGCAAUAACAACAGCAAAAACACAACCACCAAUUCCAACACAAAUGUGUUCCAAGGUGUAUUUUGCAGGGAUCUUACUGUAGUUGGGAAUUUACUAUCACAAGUCGGGUUUAAUCGACCACUUACAGUGAAAUAUGAAGCGCUAAGCUGUUGAUUUAAGUUGAAUGUUUAUUACCGGCUGUGUCCCUAUUGUACAAAAUAUUAGUCUGCCGGAAAAUUUUGUCACACUUUUAUUUCAAUGUUAUCCAUUUCCUUGUAUAUAAACUUUCAUUAUUAAAAUUUUCUACUUUGGCUA